AGUGCACCGGCAGCUCCCAUCAGAUACAUUUCUGUUUCGUAUGCUAAUCGCUUAACAGAUCGUGUGUUGGACGCUAAAGGAUAGUUGUGUUUUUGAUUUGUGAAUGAAGUUGAUUUUGUUGCCAGUGUAGUGUUAUGUUAAAAGUGUGUUUAGUUCCUACAAAAAUGAAUGGCACGGGAACACUUCGGACUAGGUUCAGGGGUGUGAAGAAGGAGUUACUCGAAAGGCAAACCAGCCUCAUUAUACAAUCAAUGACUAUUGAUGAGCUAUAUUUGGAGAUUCUUUACGAAAUACUACACAAUGUCGGGGGAUGUGACGUGAACUGUGAAGUUGCACAGGCAGCUAUGCUGUCUUAUGUACAAGAAGCUUUCAAAAUAGCAAAUGACAAACAUACACAACUACUCACCACGGCCGAAGCGAAGGAACCUCCCGAGCUUUUGCUGAAUGUGGAGGUGGUUGAAGCAAAAGAUUUGGUUCCAAAAGACCCGAAUGGUCUGAGCGAUCCCUUCGUUACUAUAUACUUGAUGUCAAAUUCAGCACAUAGAUAUAAUACGUCUGUGAAAUCGGGCACCCUCAAUCCAGUAUGGGAGGAACACUUCUCUUUACCGAUGCCGGGAAAUAUACACGAAGACUCGCUAUGCUUGGAAGUCUGGGACUUCGAUCCAGCUGAAACGGUGAAGGAGAAGAUGACCAAGAUUUUUGAAGUAAAAGGAGUUAAGGGCCUCCGGAAACUCAUGAAGGAGAUAGCCAUCACUGCUUCUACUGGGAAGCAUGACAAUGAGCUGAUAGGAACAUCCAAUAUUCCACUUAAGUCAAUACCCGCUGGAGGCAUGACUAUGUGGUUUAACUUAAGCAAGAAGAGUAAAUUAAGGCGUCAAGGAGUGGUGAAGGUGCGGCUUAACUUCUCUUCAGAGAAGAAUUCGCAGGUGGCUGCACAGGAACACCGCCAUCUGCUCAGAAUACUCCUGCUGCAUGAGCUGGAGAGCUCAAAGGUGGCGCCUUUUUGGUGGUGCGGUAACUUUAGCGCCCCAGCGGAAUCUAUCCUUACUCAGCACGCGGCACAAAGCGGCCUCUCGCAGACGGACAAUUGGUUAGCGCAGUGGAGUGUAUACUGUGCUGUCACCGCAGACCACCCGCUCAGCUUCACCCUCUUCAACCAGCUGUUAGACAAGCUCACUAAAUCGCUGCAAGCAGGGCUUGUGAGUGAAGAGGAUGUCAAGCUGUUCUGGGACGGUGCCAAGAAACUUCUACCUACAUGCUUUAGUCACGUCAGGAAAUUGAGAAAGAAGACAGCAGGCGACAAAAUAGUAAUGAAAACCCUCCGUGAAGUCCUCAAGAUUCUUUAUAAAUUAUCAAUAAUAGAUGCACCAGAGACUAUUCCAUUAUUCCCAACGGCUUUGUACGGUUGGUUAAGGGAUGAUGGACAGAAGUUGACUAUUCAUGAAGUUCUACAUCAAGCCGUUAUUCAAGGUGCAUCUGAUUGGUUCGUCCACAUACUGGAUAAUAACGAAUGUAAGGACAAGACAGAAGAAUCAAGAUUGCAACACUUGAUUAGAGUCAUACAGUUGGUGCGGUCUGAUCUUCAACGUGCCGUGGAAUACUACGACAGAGUUUUUGUUGAAGUGAUGUCGUUCCCUUACUCAAAGGCACUUUACGGUCUAUACGAGAGCAAGAUCGCGUCGUUAGUUGAGCCUGAAGUGAUACAAGUAUGUAAGAGUCUCAAACGGCUACAUUAUCACGAAGGUUCGACCAAUAACGUUCAACUCGCUGGUGGAAUUAAUGGUGAAACUACUAUGGGUUCUCCCAACGUGGGAUCUGAACCUUUGGCGAUGGGAACUACAUUGUUUGAGCUGUAUUUAACUUUGCAGAGAUUUUUGACACUAGGACAAGGAUUAAAUGAAACAGAGUGGAAUAACUAUGCCAUAUCAAAAUUCCACUCGUGGUUCUUCGGUGGUGUCGCCCAAUGGUUAGACAUAGCCGCUUAUAAAGCAUUGACUCGAAUAGAGAAAGCUGUCGAUUUAGAUAAUUUGGUGCCAGUCGAUUCAAAUGUCAAGUAUAGCAGUUCCGGUGUGGAUACCCUGGCUAUUUUCUAUCAAAUCAAGAUAUUCUGGCAACAAUUAGCUUGGCCUGACGUAGAAGGAUGCUAUACUUUCGUAGCUAAAAUUAUAGAUGAUAUUUGUAGAUGCUGUGUGUUCUAUUCAGAUAAAAUGUCCGAUCGAGUAGACAAUGUCGGUAAAGUGACCACAGUCUACGAAGAAAGAUUUGAGGUGACCACAGAGUGGUGUGUCGCAAUAAACAAUAUAGACUAUGUCAGGCAGAGCUUAGAGCCUUUCGUUGAUGAAUUAGGUAUGGAUGACAUUAUUCAGAAGAUGUGCGAAGCUAAAUCGCCUGUCGAAGCGCAAAGGUGUAAGGAGACAUUACAAAAUGUUAUCGCUAAUGCAAUAGACACUGUAAGGAACAAAAUAGUUGAUCUGCUAGAAGUAAUGGUGAAAAAGAUGAUGCCAUCCAUCAAGCGAUUUUUAGUUGAGGGUGCGGAGUUACUUCAUCAAGACUGUUCCAGCAUGGAUCGUGUGAUGAGGUAUCUGGAAGCCAACUUAGACACCUUGUACCAACAUCUCAACAACGAAAAUUUCUCUAGAACUCUUGACAUAGUCUGGGAACAGCUGGGUGAAGUUUUAUACGAGCUAAUACAAGUAAACUUAGAGAAACGUCGACCUCCUAGUUUCUUUUCGAAUCUCCAUGAGUGCCUCAAGAUUAUGAUACAGUCAUUCCGCCAAGAAAGUAAGGAAGCUUACUCAUCGGAGACAUUGAAAAGAGUAGAAUAUUUACUGAAGUUACAUGGUAUGGAGACGACGGAACUGAUACAUCAGUAUCAUUUGGAGAGAUGGCAAGAGCAACAGACCAUACAAGAUCCAAAAUAUGGUAUACUCACUGUUAGAGCGCAGUUUAUUGAUGACAAUUUGAAAAUUGAAGUAAUGAAUGCACGCAAUUUAAUGCCGACCGAUUCUAAUGGUUUAUGUGAUUCAUAUGUACGAGUGUCAUUAUUACCUGAAGAUACUUUCGCCAAUGUUAUGAAGCCUAAGACGCAGACGCACAAUAAAAAUCUAUUUCCACUUUACGACGAGAUGUUUGUCAUUCCAUUGACGCAUGACCAACGGCGUGUAAACGACGGCUUAAUGCAUUUCGUGAUCAAAGACAAGGACAUGUUCAGUGUGAAUAAUACUUUCGUGGGCGAAGCGUACCUUAACUUCAGCGAGGUACCCGAUACUCCUGCACCUAUCAGCAGUUUACCGCAGCAAUUAUUGCCUCUUAGCAGACCCAGCAACUUAGACGGUGAAGCGAUCAAAGCAUUGGAAACACGUGUGGGCGACAAACAAGCACGCGAGUUCCUUAAAAAGCAGAGACAAAAGAUGCCAAGCAAGCAAUUUUUCUCACUCGGCUGAAGACAAUAAAAAUAAUAAAUUAGACUUUAAAUUGUUUCAGACUAGAAUGUGUUUUGGCUGUGUUAUGGUGUGUGCUUUGAAGAUGUUUUUAACG
Messenger RNA from Diatraea saccharalis (sugarcane borer), 3537 nucleotides. The record is from the annotation of a GenBank genome assembly. NCBI's taxonomy places the organism in Eukaryota, Metazoa, Arthropoda, Insecta, Lepidoptera, Crambidae.